AUGGCAGAGGUGGGGUGGUGGCGGUGGUAUCUAGGGGGAGGGGCGGGGGAGGUGGGCAGAAAGAUAACGGCGGCGUCGUUCAGCUUUGCCAAGCAAGUUCCGUCGAGGAGCUGGUUUUCGGAUGCGUCAACGAGAGCAUUGGGGGGGGUUUGCAUGGAAACGAGGGUGUUCUGGAGGUACGAGUUGCCGGAGGAGGUACAAGGAAGGACGAUCAGGGCGAGGCAGAAGGGAGAAGGGGACUUUAUUUGCAUAAAUGAACUAGAACUAAUGGCGAUGGUGAUGACGACGUAUGUGAUGGUAAUUUCGAGGGGAGAUAGGCCGGAGCGGGAAGGAGAGGCGGUGAUAAUGAGGGCGGACAAUCAGAACGCCGUGUCGUGGGUGAAGAAGUGUGGGGGGGCGGGUAAGAAGAAGGCGAGGAUAGGGGCACUGAUGAGGGUGAUUGGGAGCCUUGGAGACGAUUGGGGGCUGGUGUUUUCAGGCGAGGCAUGUACCGGAUGUGGAGAAUAA
This is a messenger RNA of Ectocarpus sp. CCAP 1310/34, 507 nucleotides long. The record is from the annotation of a GenBank genome assembly. Lineage: Eukaryota; Phaeophyceae; Ectocarpales; Ectocarpaceae.